Molecule: messenger RNA, 841 nt
Organism: Alternaria rosae
Lineage: Eukaryota; Fungi; Ascomycota; Dothideomycetes; Pleosporales; Pleosporaceae
Exons: 2
Coding region: 145-741 (198 amino acids)
Source: RefSeq, a predicted model, not a curated record
CCCCGGUCUAGCGCCACAGGUGAGCCGCGCCCCACUUUCACACGCGACGAGGGCCAUGAUUGCCCGCGCAACUGCUUCCACGACCGCAUCAUGCUUCCAUCCCCGCCGCUAUAGGCCUCACGUCAUGAACAACUAUUCUUCGCGAUGGCAUCCAACAUCCCCGACCACUGGCUCUGGCUUGGCCUCGGCGUCUUCACCUUCAUAGCCGUCCAGCAAGUCUCCUACGGCCUCAACCACAUCCGCACCCUCACUGAGAUCCGAGACCCCCAGAACAUCCCCCAACAGCGCCGCGCCAUCCCUUCCGGACCGCCGACUCACCAAGAAGAUGCGAUCAAGACAAGUUCCCUCUUGACACUGGCGACUAGUCACAACAACGACAUCCGCGCCUCCGCCACCAAGAUCCUAUGUACACGCUUCUAUGCUUCCAAGUCUGCCAAAGACCUGCUCAUCAAAGACCUGUACUGUGCAGACGGAGAAGUUCUGCAUCGUGCGCAGUUGGCCUUCAAUCUGCUGGGUGACAUGGGUGUCUGGAGGGACGAUUCUUUGUUGCCCAAUAACAGGUUCAGGUGGGACGUCGUUCAGCCUGGAAUGGGAGGAGGUUCGCAAAGAGAUGUCAGGCGGAGACGGAGAGAGGCCAUGGUGAUAAGCGAUGGUGAAGGGCUGAUUGGAAGUGAUGAUGUUUACAUGAGGGGUCCAGAUGGAGAGGAAGAACAUGAUGAGGAGUCGUUGUUUGUGUCUUGAAGACGCGAAGUUAUGGACAUGGUACGGAAUUUUGAAUAUGAUACCCCAGCGAUGCUAGAAUACACCUUCUCAGUUUGAUAUAUCACUGCCUCAGUGUCUA